Messenger RNA from Schistosoma rodhaini, 1034 nucleotides. NCBI's taxonomy places the organism in Eukaryota, Metazoa, Platyhelminthes, Trematoda, Strigeidida, Schistosomatidae. The record is from the annotation of a GenBank genome assembly.
GUCCUCAACCAUUUGAACCAUUUUGAAUCAAUGGAUGGAACCCACUAACUCACCACGCGGUCGAAGCUCCAUCUAUUGAUGCUAUCAAGAGCAAGUUGAAUCAACUGAAGGAUUGUCAUUACUAAGACUAACCCAGGUCACAAUUCUCUCUUCUUUCCAUACCGAAGUCGUAACUAGAUUAACCAAUCAAAAUUAAGUUAACGUCUUGUAUAUUUUGCGCGAAGCUCAAAUUACAACAAUUGUAGCUGACUUUUUUUGCCGUACCUGUAGCGGGUUAAACUAUCUGCUACUAGUUGCGAUCCCAAGAUAAUUUAUCAUGGGGCUUGUGUUAUUUCUGGUCGAUGUCGACUGUUUUCAUUAUUAAGUUUAUUCUUCUGCAACCUAUGAGUACUCGUGAAAAGUAUGUAUUCUACAAAGAUAGACAAGAAUGGGAUGACGUUAGUCCAAUUCCUCAGGAUGAUGGAGGUCGGAACAUUGUAAAUAUUGCAUAUUCUGAAGAAUUUGUUGAUGCACAUGACUAUUUUCGUGCAGCCCUAAUGAAGGACGAGCGUAGUGAGCGGACAUUUUCACUAACCUCUGACAUUUUAUUGUUUAAUCCCGCCAACUACACAGCUUGGGAGUACAGAAGACGGAUCAUCGAGGAAAUUUCAUCUGACCUAAAUGGUGAGCUGCGUUUCGUUGGUGAGCUUAUUGAAGACUAUUCAAAAAAUUACCAGUUAUGGCAUCAUCGACAAUGGGUUAUCGAGAAAGUAUCGCAACAGAAUCAAAAUGACUCCAGCUUUAUAACACAUCUUAGUUCAGAGGAAUUGGAUUUCGUUGGAUCUGUCAUUUCAGAUGAUCCUAAAAAUUAUCAUGCAUGGCAGCACCGUCGGUGGAUUAUAACUUUUUUCAAAGUGCCUGUUGAAAAAGAGUUGGCAUUCACCGAACAAAUGCUUUUAAAUGACGUUUAUAAUAAUUCAGCUUGGAAUCAUCGUUACUAUAUUGUAAUGUGUGACGAAGGUUUAUCGUCUACCGUUCUUCAGCGUGUAUGUUAA